GGGGCUGGGACCAGAGCGCCGCCGCUGCCUCUGCCGCACGAGCAGCGCUGCUCUGCAGAGCCGGACCGGGAGCGGGGCCCGGGCCGGGAGCGGGGGGUCGCGGCCCUCGCUCGACCUUCUCCCACCAUGAGCCAGGGAAGUCCUGGGGCCUGGGCCCCCCUCGAUCCCACCUCUGGGUCCUCUGCGUCCCCAAAUCCGUUCGUGCAUGAGUUACACCUCUCCGGCCUCCAGAGGGUUAAGUUCUGCCUCCUGGGGGUACUGCUGGCCCCAAUCCGAGUACUUCUAGCUUUUAUUGUCCUCUUUCUCCUCUGGCCCUUCGCGUGGCUCCAAGUAGCAGGUCUCACUGAAGAGCAGCUUCAGGAACCAAUUACAGGAUGGAGGAAGACUGUAUGCCACAACGGGGUUCUUGGUCUGAGCCGCCUGCUAUUUUUCCUGCUUGGCUUCCUUCGGAUCCGUGUUCGGGGUCAAAGGGCCUCUCGCCUCGAAGCCCCUGUCCUGGUUGCUGCCCCCCACUCAACUUUCUUUGACCCAAUUGUCCUGCUACCCUGUGACCUGCCCAAGGUUGUGUCUCGAGCUGAGAAUCUUUCUGUGCCUGUCAUUGGAGCACUCCUUCGAUUUAAUCAAGCCAUCCUAGUCUCCCGGCAUGACCCCGCCUCUCGGCGCAGAGUGGUUGAGGAGGUCAGAAGGCGGGCUACCUCAGGAGGCAAGUGGCCUCAGGUACUAUUUUUUCCUGAAGGCACCUGUUCCAACAAGAAGGCUCUGCUGAAGUUCAAACCAGGAGCCUUCAUCGCAGGGGUGCCCGUGCAGCCCGUCCUCAUCCGAUACCCCAACAGUCUGGACACCACCAGCUGGGCAUGGAGGGGCCCCGGCGUACUCAAAGUUCUCUGGCUCACCGCCUCUCAGCCCUGCAGCAUCGUGGAUGUAGAGUUCCUCCCUGUCUAUCAGCCCAGCCCGGAGGAGAGUAAGGACCCCACCCUUUAUGCCAACAACGUCCAGAGAGUCAUGGCACAGGCCCUGGGCAUUCCAGCCACUGAAUGUGAGUUUGUAGGGAGCUUGCCUGUGAUUGUGGUGGGCCAGCUGAAGGUAGCGUUGGAACCACAGCUCUGGGAGCUGGGAAAGGUGCUACAGAAGGCUGGGCUGUCCCCUGGCUUUGUGGACAUGGGGGCAGAGCCAGGCCGGAGUCGAAUGAUCAGCCAAGAGGCCUUUGCCCAACAGUUACAGCUCUCGGAUCCUCAGACAGUGGCUGGUGCCUUCAGCUACUUCCAGCAGGAUGCCAAGGGUUUGGUUGACUUCCGAAACGUGGCCCUAGCGCUAGCGGCCCUGGACGGGGGCAGGAGCCUGGAGGAGCUGACUCGCCUGGCCUUUGAGCUCUUUGCUGAAGAGCAGGCAGAAGGAUCUGACCGUCUGCUGUACAAAGACGGCUUCAGCACCAUCCUGCACCUGUUGCUGGGUUCACCCCGCCCCGCUGCCACGACUUUGCAUGCCGAGCUGUGCCAGCCUGGAUGCAGCCAGGGCCUCUCCCUCUGUCAGUUCCAGAACUUCUCCCUCCAUGACCCUCUGUACGGCAAGCUUUUCAGCGCCUACCUACGCCCCCCACACAAGCCUCGAAGCACCUCCCAGAUACCAAAUGCCUCAUCCCCCAGCAGCCCCACUGCCCUGGCCAACGGGACUGUGCAGGCCCCCAAGCAGAAGGGUGACUGAGCGCCUCAGCCUCCCACUCUUUCCUCAGCUCAAACCCAGCCCUGCUCUCAGGACGGCGUCAGAGGCCUACCCUAUGCCUCAACCCCACCUCUGCUCCUGUUUGAUUUUUUUUUUUUGGUUAUCUUUUUUUUUUUUUUCAUUUUUUGUUUGGUGGGGUCUUUUUGUAAAAGACUAUUUUAUAUAUAAAUAUAAAUAUAUAUCUAAUAAAAAAAAAGCCUGAAGCUUG
This is a messenger RNA of Mus caroli (Ryukyu mouse), 1927 nucleotides long. It is a transcript of the gene Lpcat4, whose product is annotated as lysophosphatidylcholine acyltransferase 4. The record is from RefSeq and is a predicted model, not a curated record. Gene Ontology annotation, biological process: phosphatidylcholine acyl-chain remodeling. Gene Ontology annotation, cellular component: endoplasmic reticulum. Lineage: Eukaryota; Metazoa; Chordata; Mammalia; Rodentia; Muridae. Gene Ontology annotation, molecular function: lysophosphatidic acid acyltransferase activity; 1-acylglycerophosphocholine O-acyltransferase activity.